AUGGCCGACGAUGUCACCACCGACGAGUCCCUAGGCCAGGAAUCGGUGGCCAGGUGUGAUUGUUCGCAGCAGCAACUGACUGAAUGCCGGGCCCAGUUGGUAGCACUUGAGCAGAGUAACGAAGCGCUCCAGAAAAGACUCGACGGAUAUGUGAGGGACAACGAGAAUCUGGUCAUCAAGUACGCGUUCGUAGAGAAGAAGGUCCUGGAUCUGAAGGCGCUCGUCGAGGAGAAAGAGUCCAAAAUCAAACGGCACGAUCAGGAAGCGAGCGGCCUACAGAAGCAGAUAGCCGGACUGAAGGCGGACAAGGCGAAGCUCCAGAAAAACAUCGAAUCGAAGCUCCGGGAUAUUGAACGGGUCGGCCAAGAACUGGAAGGUAGUCGCCAUUACUCGUCCCAGAUCGAGAUGCGCUACAAGUACAGCAGCUGCCGUUUACGCCGCGAGACUGAGGAUCGGACGAGACUUGAGGCGGAAGUGUUAAAUUUGCGUCAACAGUUAUUGCAGCAUGUCAUCGCGGAAGAAACGCAUCAGGCGAGUGAACAGGUGGCGGUGAUGGAGCGUAAGGUGAUGGAGCUGCAGGCACGGGAAAUUAUGCUGAAGCAUGCGAGCGACGAACAGGCUGCCAGAAUUAUGGCCCUCCAACGGACGAACGCAGAGCUUCAGGAGGUGAACGAGCGACAGGACAAGAAAUAUAACCUUUGCUUACAGGCGCUAAAGGAAGCUGAAGCUGAUCGAGAACAACUGAGACAGCAGAUGGAGCACGUACAGAAGAAAAUGGAUCUGCAGGAAUCUGUGAUAGAGGAGCUACAAUCUAAAGUUAAUGCCGCGAAAGCACUGGCACAGGAAUCUACACGGAUGGAACGCAUCGUUAACGAUCAGCGUACGGAGCUCGACCAGCUAACCAGCACACUUGACGAGCAGCGGAAAGAUUUGGAAGAGCUGAAGGCGCGCGAACUGGAGCUGCUGGCACUGAACAAAGAUCUCAGCGAGGUGAACUGUCUACUGCAGCAGGAAAUCGCCACGCAAGAGUCCAAAACCAUCGCCAUUACGCUCGAGUACGGUAAGUUUGUCACCAUGUGCCAGGAGUAUGACGCCCAGAUUAUCAGUCUCGCGAACUCGCUCGCCCUCGAACGUCAGCACCGGACGGAGGAACGGUUGCUGAUGGCGAAGCACAUAGCGGACCGUACGCGCAAGCACGAACAGGCCGAAAGAUGCCUGCAGCAAACGCUGAACGAGCUUGAGGCGAAUCGGAAGAAAUACUUUGCACUGGUCAAGGACUUUAAGCGUGAGAUGAAAAAUGUUCACCAAAACGUGGAGCCUGGGUACGGUACAACAGUAGCAAAACAGUAG
This is a messenger RNA of Anopheles maculipalpis, 1350 nucleotides long. It is a transcript of the gene Golgin104, whose product is annotated as tropomyosin. Bases 1 to 1350 code for a protein of 449 amino acids. The record is from RefSeq and is a predicted model, not a curated record. Gene Ontology annotation, molecular function: small GTPase binding. Gene Ontology annotation, biological process: vesicle cytoskeletal trafficking. The transcript has 7 exons. Gene Ontology annotation, cellular component: trans-Golgi network. Lineage: Eukaryota; Metazoa; Arthropoda; Insecta; Diptera; Culicidae.